Messenger RNA from Raphanus sativus (radish), 1285 nucleotides. RefSeq names its product probable fructokinase-1. Gene Ontology annotation, cellular component: cytosol. Gene Ontology annotation, biological process: fructose metabolic process. The coding region runs from base 115 to 1095 and encodes 326 amino acids. The record is from RefSeq and is a predicted model, not a curated record. Gene Ontology annotation, molecular function: fructokinase activity. NCBI's taxonomy places the organism in Eukaryota, Viridiplantae, Streptophyta, Magnoliopsida, Brassicales, Brassicaceae. The transcript has 4 exons.
CAAAGUCUCUCUAUAUAAACCAUUCUCUUUCCCCUUCAUUUUAUAUAUUUACUCUCUUCUCUAUCAGUUCUCCGAUUUGAUCCAACGAUCCACAGAUCUCGUUAUCUUCUUCCAAUGGCUGCAUCCAACGGCGAGAAAGGCCUCAUCGUCAGCUUCGGCGAGAUGCUCAUCGACUUCGUCCCAACCGAGUCCGGCGUCUCGCUCGCCGAAGCUCCAGGCUUCCUCAAAGCUCCCGGCGGCGCUCCCGCCAACGUCGCCAUCGCCGUUACGCGUCUCGGCGGACGAUCCGCCUUCGUCGGAAAACUCGGAGACGACGAGUUCGGGCACAUGCUCGCGGGGAUACUGAGGGAGAACGGCGUCGCCGAUCAGGGGAUCAACUUCGACACGGGAGCAAGAACGGCUCUGGCGUUCGUGACGCUGCGUGCCGACGGAGAUCGGGAGUUUAUGUUUUACCGGAACCCCAGCGCCGAUAUGCUCCUCCGUCCCGACGAACUCGACCUUGACCUCAUCAGAUCUGCUAAAGUGUUUCACUAUGGAUCAAUAAGCUUAAUAGUGGAGCCAUGUAGGUCAGCUCACUUGAAGGCCAUGGAAGUGGCCAAAGAAGCAGGAGCGCUUCUUUCCUACGACCCAAACCUCAGGGAGCCUCUGUGGCCAUCAAAGGAGGAAGCCAAAACACAGAUCAUGAGCAUCUGGGACAAGGCUGAGAUCAUCAAGGUCAGCGACGUCGAGCUAGAGUUUCUGACUGGAAGCGACAAGAUCGAUGAUGAAACCGCAAUGUCCUUGUGGCAUCCCAACUUGAAGCUCUUGCUUGUCACUCUCGGUGAAAAGGGCUGCCGGUAUUACGCCAAGACUUUCCAUGGAUCGGUUGACCCUUUCCAUGUGAACGCCGUGGAUACAACCGGAGCUGGAGAUUCCUUUGUUGGUGCUCUCCUAACCAAGAUUGCUGAGGAUCAAUCCAUUCUCGAGGACGAAGAGAGAUUGAGAAAGGUGCUAAGAUUCGCAAACGCUUGUGGAGCAAUCACCACGACCAAAAAAGGAGCCAUUCCAGCUCUUCCCACCGAUGCUGAAGUUCUCACCUUUCUUGAAGGGAAGUAAAACACACAAAAACGCCUCUCAAGCUUACUCCAGUGUAAUCUGUGUUGUUCGCUUAUGUAUUCUUGUUUUCUGAUGUUUGGUUGAAAUCAAUGGCUCUGUUUUUUUUCUUAUCUUCACAUGUAACGAUUUAAAAAAAGACAUGUUUCAAUUCAAGGCAUCGCUUGCUAAUAAUAAGAGCUUUUUAUUCCAA